UAAAAUUAUUUAUUUAAAUAAAAAUGGCCGCCGUGGAGAGCGGAGAGGAGAGACUGGAGGAGGGUCAAGAGGGUGAGGAGGGACCUAUCAACCCCCGACCCCCUGCCAGAGAGAGAGACAGGUCUCACAGUAAGACCAAGAAGAUCCGCCGGGAGCGUCGCCAUACUGACCGGGGGGCGGAGACCACAGCGAUGACCAUGCCCCCAACAGCCACACUGCAGCCACAGACGGGGGCGGAGCAACAGACACAGGUGACGGAGCCGGUGGCAGGCCCCUCAGAGGAGCCAGGGUCAGAGUCGACAGCCGGCAGCGAAUCCGCAGGUUCUCCCAGGCAACGGCGUUCCAUCAUCAGGGACCGCGGGCCGCUGUACGAUGACCCAUCACUGCCUGAAGGCUGGACCCGCAAACUCAAACAGAGGAAGUCUGGUCGCUCAGCAGGGAAGUUUGAUGUCUACCUGAUCAACUCGGAGGGAAAGGCGUUUCGUUCCAAGGUGGAACUUAUUGCCUACUUCCAGAAGGUUGGCGACACAACCACCGACCCAAACGAUUUUGAUUUCACUGUCACCGGACGUGGAAGCCCCUCCCGCCGUGAGAGACGUCCACCUAAGAAACCGAAGGUGGUGAAACCAUCGGGGCGAGGCCGUGGACGGCCCAAAGGCAGUGGGAAGAUGCGGCAGGCUACAGAGGGUGUGGCCAUGAAGCGUGUAGUGGAGAAAACUCCGGGCAAACUGCUGGUCAAGAUGCCCUUUGGCAAGACAGAGACCUCCACUGGCACCACCUCAGUUGCCUCAAAGGUGGUGUCUCCUUCCCUGGUGCCCAAGUCCCGUCCAGGCAGAAAGAGGAAAUCAGAACAGGAAGUUUCGGCCCCACCACAGACCGCCCCCAAGAAACGGGGCAGGAAACCAACCUUGGCCUCAGCAGCAUCGUCAGCUGCCACAGCAUCCACCUCCUCGGCAUCAGCCUCUGGUAGCUCAGCAGCUGGGAGCUACGCUGCAGCUGCCAUUUUAGCGGCAGAGGCAAAACGGAGAGCAGCCAAGGAGUCUUCCGUCAAACCUGUUGUCCAGGAAACAGCCCUGCCAAUCAAAAAACGCAAAACGAGAGAGACAGUGGAAGAGAGGGAGAGUGUUCAGACUCCAGUGGCCACAACAACUGAAACUGAGAGAAGGGUCACUGUAGAGGUGGAGGAAGGUAAAGGCGAGGGGGCUCCAUCCUCGGAGCCUCAGCCUGCCCCCUCUGAGCAGAGCCAAUCACAAUCACAGAAGCAGCCCACUGCUUCUGAUGAAAGCCAAUCACAUGGACACAAGACACAUAAAGGGAGGAAGCACAAGGAGAAAACUGGAAUAGCAGCAGGAGAUGGAGGAGGCAGAGGAGAGGAAGUAGAUGAAGAUGUAGGUGAUAAGGGAGGAGAAGGAGGAGGAAGGAGUAGCAGCAGCAGCAGUAGCAUUAGCCCAUCAAAAAGCCACAAAAGGAAGGACCGGCCGCCUCACAAACACCACCAUCAUCAUCAUCAUCACCAUCAUCAUCAUCGCCACCAACAUUCCUCUACCUCCACAGUGGAUCAGCCUCCUCCCCCUCCUCCUCCAGCCUCUGGACAUCCACCGCCCUCCAGCCAGUCCAGGCCUGAAGUCGAGACUGUGCCUCAACUCACCACCCAACACUCCCAGCACACCCAGCAAGCUCCUCCCAGACCACAGUCCAAGUCUGCGACUCAGUCCCUGCCUGAACCUCGCCAUCCUCCCCCUCAGCCACGCCACCAGCUCCAACCCCGUUCCCAGCAGCAUCCCCCGACCCAGUCUCCCAGUAAGCCACAAGCCCAGCCUCGAUACUCAGCCCCCCAGCCCUCUCCUGCCAGGCAUGACCUGCCCCAGCCACGGCCCCAACAACCACCAUCCCAAACCCACAGUCAGCCCCAGGCUUCCCCCAAAAAGACUCAGUCACAGCCUGUCCACUCCCCAGCCCAGCACCGAACCCAGCUUCAGGCUCAGCAUGCUCCACCUCAGUCACACCCUCCUCAGUUCCCAUCCAUCCUGCACCUUCAUCCGCCCCAAACAAGGCAUCCACAUCAAACUCAGUCCCCCACAGCACUCCAACCUCAAACCCAGCCCAGGCAUCCGUCUCAACCCCAAACCCAACUCAAACAACAAUUUCAACUCCAGACCCGGCAGUCACUGCAGCCUCAAGUCCAACCCCAGACCAGGACCCCUGCCCAACUUCAGACUCAAUCCCAGUCCAGAAUCCCAGCCCAAUCUCAGCCUCAACUGCAGCCUAGAACCCCUGCUCAGAUCCAGCCUCAAACCCAGCCCAGAUCCCCUUCCCAAAUUCAACCUCAAACUCAACCCAGGACCCCAGCCCAAACGCAGCCUCCAUCCCAGUCCAGGACCCCAUCCCAAACUCAGCCUCAGCCCCAGUCCAGGACCCCAGCCCAGCCUCAAUCUCACCUGCAACCCAGACAUCAGGCGCAGCCCCAACAGCAGACGAGGCCCCCUUCGCAACACCAGACUCAAUACAGACCACAACCCAGACAAUCUCUCUCCCAGCCUCGGCCACCCCAGUCCCAGUCCCAAGCACAACUACACUUUCAGCGGAUUCAAACACAGCCGUGCCCCCAACCCCAGCCCCACCCUCAGCUUACCAGGCCCCAUGUGCAGCACCUUUCAUCUCACCGACCAUCUGCAAGCCUAUCCAGAACCAAUCUGGUCCCUGCUCAGCAGAACCAGAGUGAACAGCCCCAGGAUCUGAGUACCACUCGGCCCGGCCGAGGGAGCCUGCUGCCAAGCAGAGAGGCCAGCGUUGAGGGUGUCAGGGCGGAGGGGAGAGGGGAGCAGGUCACAGCAUCAGAAAGCAGAGAGGUUUUAGGAGGUGAAAGAGGGUCAAACAGCACCUCGAGGCCUCCCAGUUCCAUGACUCCUGGAUCUCCAGUGGUAGCCGGCUCCGGGGUCGGUCUUGUCCCUGGGGCAGAUGGUAGGGCUCGGCUAAGGGCGGAGCCAGAGGCAGCAGGUGAGGGCAGGGAGCUCAGAGACAUCGUCCCCCAGUCUGCCGUCCCUUGUCCUAGUCGAGAAGAAACUGUAGAGUCACGGACGGUCGUCAGCGAAAGAGUCAGCUGAUUGGUCUGGCUGACGAACAGGCUGACCGAUCGGUAGACUGACGGACUGAGUCAGCACCAGGUGGAGGAGGAGUGUGACUGGGCUGUUCAUUUGACAGUGUUUUCAGAUAGAAGGAUAGCGUCACACAGAGUGGGUAGGACUGCUGCAGCUUCUACUCCAUCUGAUUCUGUCUGGAGACUCUGUAAAGUUCUGGAUUUGAGAACAAACCGGGCGCUGAAGGACAGCUGGAGAGGAGGGUGGAUGGUGUCAUUUUCUAGGAAAAACAAACAAAAAGGAAAAACCGAUAAACAAGUGUGUGUAUAUAUAAUCAAAAGGCAGCUGUUGUGUCCCGCUAGUCUCCGUGGGGAGGGGGGGAGUAGUUUGGAACUAAAAACCAACGCUUAACAACACAUUACUCUGAACGAAAUGUUGCUUCCGGAAUAUAACCUCUUUUUUUUUAUUAUUAUUAUUAUUUCGUAUUUUGAUAGUUUAUUGUUUUGUCUCUGUUAUACAGCUUUAAACUCUGAUAUUAUCAACUGACGGUCCCUUACUCAUCGUUGUGCUGCUGACUGACAGUCUAUUAUUUAAAGUCCUGCUCUUUACUGAUGGUCUCUCACUAAAACUCCUUGUAUUGACUGACAGUCCCUGACUGAAACUAGACCUUGACUGAAAGCCUCAGAGGUGAUGUGGGGCGGCAGUUUGCACCUUUAGCUGGUCUUAAAAAUUGCACAAUUUUUUUUCCUUCCCCAUUUUCCAUUAAGCCCAUGAAGAGGGGGGUCGGUAAUGUUUCCUUUCCCCUUCCAGACCGCCCCCUACAGGUAAUGAACCUGAUGUAUGAGCGUGACUCUACACAGACCUCAUUUCGUCUUUGAAACCCCUCAUCAUUUGAAAUAUUUGAACAACUUGAGGAGUUCUUGAUUCCUCUUAUCAGACGCUAAAACAGCCUCAAAAAUAGAUGAGUCAGUUGUUUGAUACGAAAACCUUGAGCGCUCUUCAUUCAUUUUCCAAGUAUUUGAAAGGCAGAGAGUUGUUCUUCCAGGUUAGAGAUUCUUCCAUACUGGUCUUCAUAGAAUCUGUUUGUUCUCAUAGUCGUUUUGUUUCCAAAGGAAGCGCUUUUAAUAUCAAACCAAACCCACUUUUACAGUAGCUUCAUUUUAGUUUUUAGUCUUAAUGAAAGAGUGGGAAUUGGAGUCAUUUUUAUCGUGUCUUCGUGUUGAAUGUCUGGAACAGUUUGCACUCCUCCAGUUUGUACAAUCAACCGCCUGCAUGUCGCUCGGACACCCUGCAGGCCUUCAACCGGAGCGGCACGUACGCAGAGGUCGACCUCGUCAGGGUUUGCUGUCGGCCGUGUUGUGAAGGCAGACGUUCCGCAGAAGUGAAACCUUGAACGAGGUCUGGUUCAGCUUCAUGUGGAGUCAGAUAUAUUGGAGACACAAACUAUUCAGUGAGCAGAAAACUAACCUGUACGUCCAGAUUUGAGAGCACGAAGGAGACAUUCUUAAGAACAAAGGGUGUGAAUGAGACUUUCUAACGCUCAGUGUGGAAUACACAUUCAGCAGUUAGUGAACAUGAAGACGUGGAGCAGGUUUCACUCGACAAGAAACCAGUUAUUAUUGUGUUCUGGAAAAAAAAAAAAAGUUUCUCGUUACACUUAAGUGACAUGAAGUUACCAGGAGAUGUUGCUUCCAUUCAUGAAUUUCAUUUCUUAAAGCUUUAAGUACCUUCAGCGUGAUUAGAUUCAGACAAUUCAGGCAGCGUGGCUCUCGUUAAGAUCUCCAGCUCAGUUUGAGCUGAAUGUAAAGCGUCACUUGUUUGGCCCCGCCCUCUAAAUAAUCUCAGUGUGCCUUGUCAGCAUUUUCUCAAUUAUUUUAAAACUUUUUAACACAAGUCUAACAGUCAGUUGUGGACGCGUUCUGUUGAAGCAUUGUAUGCAUUAUAAGAACGGUAUAUCAGAAUGAAGGAUGGCGGCCAAUCACAGGAGUGAAAAUUGCUCAGCGCGUAAAACUAACAUUUAGAUUUCACAUAAAUAAAAACAGGUUUUCUUGGCUCUGGGACAGUUUUACAUCUAUUAAUACAUCUAAAGAUACAUCCAUGAGUUGAAGCCAGACUGUAUCAGCUACAGGUCUUUUCAAAACUCCCAUGUUUUUAGUUUAGUUUCCAUGAGUUUGUAAACUUUCUGCAGUUUUGGGUUUUUUUUAGACAGAAAAAAAAAUUCAAAUGCAUUAGUAAAAGUCAGGUGAGGGUGUUCUGUCAUCUUAUUGGUUAGAUGCAAACACAGGAAGAUGGUCUUCAAGAAGCUCCAGUCUACCUAAAUAUGAAGAAGAGAGAAGGUGGAUCUGCAGCCUUUCAGACUACAUGAUGUUCUGAUCCCAGACAAAGAGAACUUUAAUUAUCUAAUUUGACAGUCAUAUUUGAAAAAGAAUACAAAUAAAUACAUCUAGCAAUAAAUGAUUCCGGAUAAAAACUUAAUGUGGAGGUGUAAUUGUGUAAAAUAAAAGACAUUUAAAAAUAAUACAUAAUACAGUAACAGUAUAAAACCUUGCAUGAAGCCUUGCACGUCGCUGUCUUACUGGAGGGAUUUUCCAAAGUCAAAUAUUUCUCAAUAGGCACCACUGAACCUAUUGAGAAAUUGUAAACAUUUUGCUGAUAUAAAACAGUAGUUUCCAGUGGCAACACAGCUCAACUUGCUGGGCAGGCAACUGUUUUAGAGAAGCAGAGAAGAAGAAUAGAUUUCCAGGAAAAGAAAACAGAUGUUUUAUCCAAGUAAAACUACCACUACCUGAUUUUUGUUAUUUGUUGAUUGUUUUUUUUUUUUUUUUUUGGCACUUUCGACCUGCCGUACUCCCCCUGUCAUCCAACAGGAACAGAGGGCAAAUGUAAAUUUGCUGAUGUGCUUGAAGGUGCACCUGCCAGUUAUGGAUACCGGCUACUUGUGCAGUGAAACAGGUGAAAUGGAUGCUGCUGAGAAGAGGCAGGGUCCUCCAUUCUGGGGCGAGUAAAUUACGUAAUAUUUGGCCGAUGCAAAGACCUGCGUACCCACCAAUGUUUGAUCCAGCAUUUCAGAUACUGGUAUCUGAACUGGGAAUAACCCUAGAUGACACACACCGGAGAUUUUGGUGCAUUUUCAUGUGUUCAUGUCAAGGAGGUGGCUGCGUCUCCACGGUAACUGAUGCUGCACACCUGACCUGCUCUGGACCAGGUUCUGUUCAGAGUUUCAGAGUUAAACCAGCUAUAAAAAGACGAUAUUCUCUUUGAGCGAUGCUCAGCUGUGAGUUGUAUCUGCAGGACUGCUGAGCCGUGUGUCGUGACGUCACUGAUCGAAUCGCAUGUGACCACAGCAGAACAAACUGGAUGCAUCAUGUUGUGGUUUUUAGCCACAGGAAUCUUCAUGCAUUCAGUCGAAGCAGAAAAUCAUUUUUCCUGUUUGCUUCAGGUGAAAUUGAACACUUGAACACACUAAAAGAAUGAUGAAGGCACAAAAACAAGAGACCACUUUGGAUCCCCCUUGGUCUGUUUUACACUGUUGGUGCUGCAGCACACUGAUUAGAAAACUGAUGAGUCUAUUGGUAUUUAUCACAAAUAAUAUUUAACCAGUGAACUUCAUUUCACUUUGAUUUGUGAAGACACGGAUCUCCUCGUGUCCUUCAUUGGGGGAUAGUUUUAGACCUGAGUCCAGUUCUUGAGUCUAAUGUUUAAAUGUGCUGCAUCAGUUUAAGGUUUCAGCCUCCAGAAUGUGCAGUUAAAUGAACAGGAGGCUCUGAGAGUGUUUGAGAGCUAAAAGAAACAGGUCAGCUGAUGACUUACAGUAGCAGCAGUUUACUGACACUGUUCUCUCUCAGUUUAUCGGUUCUUUGCGUAUGACGCCAGUCAUGCUUUUUUUUGUGGCGCGAACUGCAGAUGGAGGACAGGAAGUGAUUUGAAUGGCUAUGGCAUCUUUACGGUUGCUCAAAUCAAUCAAACUGAGAAAGCAAAAAGAGCUUUAAUCGAGUACCAAAAGUUGUUGUUCAUUAGGAUGAAAAAUGCAAGAAAUUGACCGAAAAAUGUCUUGUUAGCUGUCUGCGGUCAGGCAGAACCAAGUCGGAAAAUGGUGUAAAUGGUGUCAGAUUAGCUAUUGUUUUAAAUCUGUGGUUCGUUAGCAGUUUCACAGGUGAACAUAAAUAAUGUACCGGGCUCGUUUUGUCGUGACGAUCUACGUCCUCGGUGGCGUUUCACUUUCAAACAGCCGUAACGUAAACAUCAACAUUCUCGGCCCUGAACGUUUGUUCCUGGUUAAUCCACAGGACAAUAAAAGCUACUAACCCUUGCAAAAAAGAAACGACAGUCAUCCCGGAGCACCUUGGUACCGAGGUCGUGGACCCAACCGCUAACAAAACAGUUGUACUCCUCCACACUUUUGUAAGCUUUCAUUUGGUUUCUAGAGUAGAACGACGUCUGAAUGAGCAGGUAGUUUGUUUUAUCUGCUGCCUCAAUAGCAGGAGAAAAGUCGCUCUUCUUCAUAACGUUAGAGGCACAUCCAACAUAUGUUCUGAUUUUCUGUUUAUACCUUUAUCUCGUCAUUUCAUCCAAACUAGCACAGUAAGAACUUUCCUCCAUCUCCUCCAUUGUGGUUUUCACUUCCUGCCCUCCAUCUGAAUUUAACACCAUGUGACUGCAAACAACCUAUUGGCAGCAGUGUUGCUGUUCGCUGAAAUAAUUGUUUAUAUUUUUCAACCUGUGCCUCUGACUGAAGGAGGCGGUUUGUAAUUGGUCCAUUUAGUGCUGAAGAAGAGUCAUAUGAUGAAGCCAACAGACCUUUUAACGUGAACACACAGAGCCUGAUGAAGAAAACCUGGUUUAACUGAAGGUCUGAAGGUUUCGGAGUCCAGCCUGCUUCACAACAGAUGAAUCUGUUAUGAACAUUUUGUGUAUUUUAAGAAUCACUUUUCAAUAGAACCCAGUAAAUGAAUGAAGUGACGCUUAAAUCUGAAAUUGUAGGUUCCACAAUAAAACAUCUGAACGGCAGAAAAGAAGGAAGCAGUAAUCAUAACCAGCCUCAAACCAAAAUGUCACUCUAGCUACUGGAUGCAUCCAAAACUGACCCAGAAUCAGAAAACGAAAAUGUACCCGUGUCCUGUAGAAUGACUGUAAUCUUCAGCCUCAGCGCAGCGUUCAUGUGAAGCUCUGUGAUUGGCUGUUUGUUGGCUUUGCCUUUUGAUCACAGUAGAUCUUUUUCAACAGUUGUUCAUCAUUUGUUGCGCUGAUUCAGCAGGUUCUUGUUGUCCAGUCCUGUCUGAGACCUGGACCUGAAUCAGUGUGAGCUCUCAGAUCUGGACGUACAGACGCAGUUUGAAUGUUAAAGCUCUCUCGGUAGAUCUGACAGGAUCAACUCUGCACCUCAGUGUUCUCACAGCUCUUUGGGGAAGGCUCCAGCACUUUAGCAAUGACGUUGGAAAAUUGAGCUUUUCACCCCUCAACCAGAACAAAAUCAAACAACUGAAUGUCUUCGUCCCGGAUCAAAUAAAUGUGCCUCGUUCUUUAAAGUCUUCGUCCACUCACGCCAUGCUCCGGUCGCUUUAUUGCAUCGGCGUGACCUCAUACAGGUGAUGUUGUUUGUGUCCACCUGAGGCUGAAGCGGCCUGACCUUUGCGUACGUGACGCUCCGCCUGCCGCCCGGUCUGCUCAGAGCAGUGAAGCUGUCGGCCUGCUGUCCCUCUGAAUGGACUCACUCCACAGGACUCGACCCGGCACAAACUACAGUAACCAGCCACCAUAUUGCAUGUUCCAGAGUUUAGUGCCUAUAAUAUUGUGCGUCUUGCCAGAAGCCACCAUGUCAGCCAAGCCAUGUUGUGUUUCUAGACUUAGUAGUGAUGUGUGUGGUGACUUCAUAGUUGCUAAUAUUGAGGAUGAAUAUUCUGCUUUUACUCUGGUUGGAAUUCAGUGGAAACUCCAAUACACUGUCGCUGUAGACAAAACUAGUUUUUACCUGUUUUCUUAUUUUUCUUUCUAACUAAAAGCGUUUGUUGUCCCCUGAUCUGUGGUCGUCUGACUGAUUGUAGCUCUCACACACAAACGCUUCCAAAGUCUGAGGAUGAAGAGCAGACGCCUGGUUUCCAUCACAGAGACGAAGCCUCAAACAUUUCACAUCGGCCGCAGGGGAAAAGGUCAUGGUUCUGUUCUUCAGGUGUGUCAGGGAUCAGGUAGAAACCAGGGCUGGAUCAGCAGACUCUAAGGGGCCCCAGCAGACCCUGAGGGGCCCCAGCGGACCCUGAGGGACCCCAGCAGCCCGACGGUUCACUGCAGGACAGUUUGGCAAUUUGAUA
Molecule: messenger RNA, 9382 nt
Organism: Chelmon rostratus (copperband butterflyfish)
Lineage: Eukaryota; Metazoa; Chordata; Actinopteri; Chaetodontiformes; Chaetodontidae
Gene: mecp2
Product: methyl CpG binding protein 2
Exons: 6
Coding region: 24-3104 (1026 amino acids)
Biological process (GO): negative regulation of transcription by RNA polymerase II
Cellular component (GO): heterochromatin; nucleus
Molecular function (GO): double-stranded methylated DNA binding; methyl-CpG binding; chromatin binding
Source: RefSeq, a predicted model, not a curated record